AUGGAGCAUAUUAUUUUAAUUAUUCGAACAUUCGCAUCGCUUAUCAAGUUGGAACAUCAUCGGAGUUUCCUGGAAUUUUGCCGUGUCUGCGACGUCACUCCAUUUGGCCUUCGCCUGAGAAAAGUCUGUUCCUAUCCUGGCCAGAAAGAAGAACAAUUUGAGAAUUCCUGGACAAGUGUUUUGAGAACGGCCGAGAGACAGCUUCUUUGCCUAAUGAUAUUGAAGUACAGGGAGGAUAUUGAAAGAGCCGAAGUGUCAGCCUAUGAACGGAUGCAGAGCCUUCGGCAGAACUUGACUAAAGAGGAAAUGGGACACAUCAAAGAACAAUUAAGGGAACUUCAUAGCAGUCUUCUGAAAAGAAGACAAAAGAAAGGAAUGGCCAUACUAAAUGGAAAUCAUGGUCAGUCGGAUGGUUUGCGAUGGCUCAUGACGAAAACACAUAUUGAGGGCCACCUAUUCAGCGAAGAGGAUCUGUGUUCGGGACAACGACCUGCGGAAACUACCGGCACAGGGCAAGAAGAUUGCCAAGGAGACGAGGGGGGAGUAAUAGGACCUACAGACAGGAUUAUUGGACAAUUUGUUAGUGGGAAUGUGGUGAAUCUUUCACACCGGACCCUUUCCGAAGUGGAAAUAAGCCUCCUCUCGAAGGGUCUGAAAUUUUCACCCACUCCUACUGACUUGGACAAGGCGCAGCUGAAGGCGGAUUUCGAUGUCUUUAAAAGAAGAAUGCGUUUACGCUGGUUUUUCCGAGAUUCUGAGUCAAACCCUGUGGACGUUAAUAUUUCUAAAUUUAGGUGUAAGUCCAGCUGGAAUCCUCCUACUUCUGAUCCUCUGCUAGAAUCUUUUCUUUCUCAACUUGAAAAGGAUGUGCUGUCUAUUACCACGGAUGGUAAGUAUUACAGUAACCUUUCCUCUUCUGAACUUUCUGCGUUGAAUAAUUUUAAGUGUGAUAGGAAUAUAGUUAUCAAGGAAGCGGACAAGGGCUCAGCUGUUGUAGUUUGGGACAGGGGGGAUUACAUAGAAGAGGCUAACCGGCAGUUAGGUGAUAGGCAAGUUUACGAGGAGAUUGAGGUGGACCCCACGAUAGAAUUGGGUAAGGCCGUUAAUAAUAGGAUUAAUGAGUUAAGGGUGGAGGAUCCCGGGUUAAAGGAAGUGACUGAUUUUCUUAAAGUUAAUGAAGGGAAACUAGGUAGGUUCUAUUUGUUACCUAAGAUUCAUAAGGGAUUAAGUGGGGUUAAGGGUCGACCAGUCAUUUCCAAUUGUGGCACCGUUACAGAAAAUAUAUCAGAAUAUCUAGAUCACCACCUCAAUCCACUGGUUAGCCUCGGUAGGUCUUACAUUAAGGAUACUAAUCAUUUCUUGUCUAAGUUAGGUGAAAUAGGUAGGACACCAGAGGGGGCUAUACUGUGUACAGUUGAUGUUGUGGGACUCUAUCCUAGCAUUCCACAUGGGGAGGGUCUGGAAGCCAUCAGGGAAGCGCUGGAUAGAAGGGAAAACCCAAACGUGGCUACUGAUACCCUAGUGGGAUUGGCAUCUCUGGUUCUUGAAAGCAACUACUUUGAAUUUAAUGAUAAGUUUUAUAGACAGAAGUUAGGCACCGCUAUAGGAACUAAGUUCGCUCCAGCUUAUGCAAACCUCUUUAUGACUGGGUUGGAAGAAAGAUUGUUGAAGGAAUCAGUGGACACACCAAUUGUCUGGAUGAGAUUCAUCGAUGAUGUUUUCUUUAUCUGGACACAUGGCGAGGAGAAGCUUGAGACCUUCAUCAACUUUCUUAACAGUAGCCACGAUACCAUUAAGUUUACAGGGGAGCACUCUAGGGAGAGUAUAAGUUUUCUAGACGUUAAGCUGUCAUCUGAAUUCAACAUAAUUGAUAAAGCAAUUGAUAGAGAUAAGAAGUGGUGA
Messenger RNA from Rhopilema esculentum, 1902 nucleotides. The record is from RefSeq and is a predicted model, not a curated record. NCBI's taxonomy places the organism in Eukaryota, Metazoa, Cnidaria, Scyphozoa, Rhizostomeae, Rhizostomatidae.